This is a messenger RNA of Hyaloscypha bicolor E, 1098 nucleotides long. RefSeq lists its product as uncharacterized. NCBI's taxonomy places the organism in Eukaryota, Fungi, Ascomycota, Leotiomycetes, Helotiales, Hyaloscyphaceae. Bases 1 to 1098 code for a protein of 365 amino acids. The transcript is spliced from 3 exons. The record is from RefSeq and is a predicted model, not a curated record.
AUGGACGACAACAGCCGCCGAAGGAGGCAGAAUGAACCGCCGUAUUCAGGAUCAGAUCCAAGAUUCAAUGCAGAGAGUCAAGGGCGCGGGUUCUCCACUUCCUCAUCGGAGAGGUAUCGCCCGGCACCUUUAGCUACUUCACCAUCUGCAGCUCGAGGGGCGGGAGGUGCAACAGCAUAUCCUGGGUACUACCAAGAACAAUCUUCUUCAUUUCCUGCACCACUACCUUCGAAUCCUAUGCAGUACCAACCCGGCUAUGCGCAAGACCAGAGACAACAGCAAGGUUUUUCGAGUUACAAUCCAGACCUCAUGUACAAUGUUGCACAACAAGGUCCGCAAAAUACCGUUUACGAUUCCACUCCGCAAUUUCAGGCACGGCAGCCUGCAACCAUGCAGAUGCUGUCAGACGUUGCAGCUCCCUACUUCCCCAACGAACCUACAAGCGCACCUGGCCCUCCUGGUCUACAACACCAUGCAUCUUCGGGAUCUUCUUACCAACAACACCAACCAAGUCCCGCAGACCGCACGCCCCUUCUGCAACAAGGUUAUGCUGGCGCUAUGGGACUUGGUGGAAUGCCUCAACCUGCUCCAGAAAUUAUGGAAGAAGAGGAAUAUCAGGCCCAAGGCCCGGGGAUGGAGGCUGCAUAUACUGCAUAUCAGACAGCCCUGAAGGAAAUUUUUCAAAAUAUUAUAAAUGGGCGCCUUACGGAUGCCAGUUCAUCCUUGCUCGAGGUCUCGGAAUGGCUAUUAGGGCAUGUUGGAGAUUUGGACGAAGUUACGCUUCACGCCGAUCGAAUUCGCCUCUGGGGAGAGUUCAACACGGCAUGGCUCAGCAUUUUCCAAAAACAAAAAGAUAUGUUGGAAUCUGGUCAGCGAAUACAACCACCUCAAACCCUCAUGAGCCAGGAUUUCAUUAGCAAAAUGGCAAAAGACCUGAUUAGGAUGUGUGAUGCGGUGGAGAAGCACGGUCUUGUCGAUUAUCAGUACGGGGUCGCGGAGGAACAAAUAAUAAUGAUUCUUACCGAAUGCCUCGAUCUUCAAGAGUCUAUAGAGGGCGGCGGGCCUGUCCACGCUGGCAUGGGCCGGGCACCGCCUUGA